AGGCUGGAUGGGGAGACACGGUGCUUGGUGUUCAGUUGGAGUUGAGCAAUAUGUGAAAGGAUCACGUACGUCUAUGAAGGGACUGCAAACAAGACUGGAAUAGUUUGUUAAAGCGGAGGAAUCAUGUCCACUCACGUGGAAUCAAGCCUGCAGCUGAAAACAUCAGACAAACUUGAUGCACCAAAAUCUGAAGAUUUUCUUGACGUGACAAGUCCUGAUGGAUGCUCGGGAGCGCACAGCAGUCCAAUGCUGACCACCGGGCAAGGCGGAGAGAGUAAACCUUUCAAGGAGAAGCCUCUCAAGAUGACCCGCAGUCCUAAAUGCGCCCGCUGUCGGAACCACGGCGUGGUUUCGUGCUUGAAAGGCCACAAACGCUUGUGCCGCUGGAGGGACUGUGGAUGUGCCUGCUGCCUGCUGGUGGUGCAGCGGCAGCGCGUCAUGGCCGCGCAGGUCGCGCUGAGGAGGCAGCAGGCUGCGGAGGGAAAGAGGAGCAUCAAGUGUGCGUCCCAGUCACAGAGGACACCAUUUUUGCGUUUGACUACUGAGAUGGCAGGGCAAAGCAUUCUGCAGACCAAAAGCCUCCUUCAGGGGCUGAGACCAGCAGAGGAUGUCACUUCCUGUCACUCCAAGCAGACGAGGCAUGACGAGGCACACUUUACAUGUCCCUCCAUCAGCGCCCGCAUGAGAAAGAGGCGAGCCUUCGCUGAUAAGGAGCUGGAGAACGUGAUGCUGGAGCGGGAGAUCCGACAUAGAGAACUCCGGGAUGACCUUUCCUUUUCCUACUCGACCUUCCUCCCCAUGCUUCAUCCGCUACCUCUACCCGCCACCCCUGGCUUGCAGUCAUUCAACAAAGCCCCCUCAUCUGCAGGAUCAUCCAGCCAUGUGCGUGAAAGAUUUACGCCUCUGCAUGACUUCCACUUCUAUCAGUGCUUCCAUUUUAAGAGCACAUGCAGCACAGAAACCGACUGUGGCAACUUCCAAAUCUAUAAAAGCUCAGGUCAAUGUAGGGAUAAGAAAGAGGUGCAGCAAGCUUGGAAAAGCUGUGAGAAGAAAGAUUCACCCGAGCUGAUACCCGCGCCUUUGCUUCCAAUGUUCAAACACCACAGUAGCACUUUGUUGGGUAGUGACCUGGUCAAAGCUGACUCAAAACCAGCAGAAAUUCAAGACUCAAAUGUCACAUGCUCUAUUUUUGUAUCAGAUCAGGGGAUACCGGACUUGCCAAAUGUCAGAGCCGCCAGCAAGACCUUUGAUCCGUUAGCGCUGACAGCUCGAAGCUGGUGCGCCGGCACUCCUGCCACCCUGGCACUUCCUCGUGAAGACUCUGUCAAGAACCCUCAUGGCAGCUCAGGCAGGACUCCAGCUGUGAAGCCAUUGCCUUUCUCAGUAGAGGCUUUGCUGAGAGCCUGA
Doryrhamphus excisus (bluestripe pipefish) is the source of this 1407-nucleotide messenger RNA. The record is from RefSeq and is a predicted model, not a curated record. Lineage: Eukaryota; Metazoa; Chordata; Actinopteri; Syngnathiformes; Syngnathidae.